GUUUGAAAUAAAAAAAAUAUUAAAAAAAAAAAAAUUGAAAGCAGAGAGAAAUAGCAACAACAGCAAAACAAUUAAUUUAAACAAAGUGAAACGUUCCUUAUUGAGUUCGGCAUUAGAACAGCUUUUUAGCUUGUUAAAUGAAUGAUAUUUGAAACAAAAGUUAAUUGAAAUUUGAGAAACCCAAAAGUGCCCUACAACAAACAAAUACGAAAUCAAAUAUCGGUUCCGCACAGUGCCUUAUAGAUUAUGUCCUCUGAUCGUUGGGAAACCAUUAAAUUGGAACAGAAUGGCAAGAAACAAGCCUCGGACAAAAUAUGCUCAGGUCUGGACAGGUCUCAAAAAAAGGAGAAGAAAACGAAGCCCUUGGGCGAGCGUCGCAAAGCGGUGUGGCGCCAACAACUGAUGGUGCUGCUCGGCAAUACUGGGGUCAUGGGAGCCGGCAUGGCUGUGGCCCUACCCUCAGUAACGCUGGGUCAAUUGACGGAUGAAAAUGAGGAAUUUUGUCUCUCCCAGGAGGAGGCCAGUUGGUUUUCCUCCAUCAACACCAUGGCAUGUCCUUUGGGAGGUCUUCUGGUCGGACUGCUAAUGGAUCGUAUCGGCCGUAAAAAUACCAUACUAGUCACAGAUAUUUGUGGUGUCCUGGGCUGGGGCCUAUUGGCCACAGCCUCACUGCACAACGAACGCUCAGCGAUAUUCAUACAAAUGUUAAUUGGUCGUUUUAUUUCAGGUAUCAUGAUCGGUUUGUGUGUUUCUCCUGUGGGUGUUUAUUCGGCGGAAAUCAGUCUUCCCCGCAUCCGAGGACGUCUCAUUUUGGGCACAUCGAUUGGCCUGGCAGCCGGCAUACUCUUUAUGUAUGUUCUGGGAUAUUUUAUACGGAAUGAUUGGCAGCUAAUAUCGAUCAUAUCCACUGUACAUCAAGUCAUCUCGACGCUGUGUGUUCUGCCCAUGCCGGAAACGCCAAGUUGGCUAAUGCAAAAUGGUUACACCGAGAAGGCGAGGCGUUCGCUGAAAUAUUUUCGGGGCCUAAAUAAAAACGAUGUUUCGUAUUGUGAGGAAUUUGAAAAUGAAUUGAAUCAAAUAAAGCGGACCUCGGAACAAAGUCGCAACACGGCCCAAAGUGAGUCGUUGUGGCAGGCUGUGAAGGCGCCUGAGGUGUACAAACCUCUGCUGCUGAUGAUUGGUUUCUUUGCCUUCCAGCAGUGUUCCGGUGUGGUGGUGGUUGUGGUCUUUGCCGUACAAAUCGCCACAAGGGCGGGGGUGUCCAUUGAUCCGGUGCUGUGCGCAGUGAUGGUGGGUGUGGCCCGCAUCAUCACCACCUUCUUCAUGAGCACAAUAUUCGAGAAAUGGGGCCGAAAACCGGCCGGUAUUAUUUCAGCCGCUGGCAUGACGGUGUGUAUGUUGCUCUUGGCUGCCUCGGGCUGGUUUCCCGAACCCUUUGCCAAGGCUCCGCCAUUGCCGGUGGUCUGCAUUGUUCUCCACAUUGUGUUUUCCACAAUGGGCCUGCUGACCCUGCCCUUUUUCAUGAUCUCGGAGGUGUUUCCCCAACGUGUUCGAGGCAGUGCUUCGGGCUUCUCCGUUAGUUUUGGUUUGAUUAUUUCAUUUGCUGUCAUCAAAAUCUAUCCCACCAUGGAGGCUGUCAUGGGUACGGCAAAUGUGUUCGCCUUCUAUGGUGCCGUUUCGGCGAUAGCAGUGCCUUUUAUUUGUUUCCUCAUACCGGAGACAAGAGGUCGAACUCUGUUGGAAAUUGAAGAAUAUUUCAAAACUGGACGAAUGCCGUUGCCCAAUGAAAUGGCGGCGCUGGGUAAGCCACAUAAAAAUCUGGCCCAUGAUGAGGAUGCCGGUGACGAUGAGGGGUGCAAUGAAUCAUUUCUCAAAAGUACCUAGGAGUGGUGAAAAGUACCCCCGUCUCAGGCUGGGGAUGAGGGGUAUUUUAUAUUCGGUUAAGUACUUAAUACGAAUUUGGAUUCCAAAGAGGUCAUGCAGCAGCAGCAACAACACCAAUACCAACAACAACAAC
This is a messenger RNA of Musca domestica (house fly), 2017 nucleotides long. RefSeq names its product facilitated trehalose transporter Tret1. Gene Ontology annotation, cellular component: membrane. The record is from RefSeq and is a predicted model, not a curated record. Gene Ontology annotation, molecular function: sugar transmembrane transporter activity. The transcript has 5 exons. Gene Ontology annotation, biological process: carbohydrate transport; transmembrane transport. The coding region runs from base 247 to 1884 and encodes 545 amino acids. Lineage: Eukaryota; Metazoa; Arthropoda; Insecta; Diptera; Muscidae.